Caretta caretta (loggerhead turtle) is the source of this 2557-nucleotide messenger RNA. RefSeq lists its product as uncharacterized. The record is from RefSeq and is a predicted model, not a curated record. Lineage: Eukaryota; Metazoa; Chordata; Testudines; Cheloniidae.
UAGUGCAUGAGACCCAGGGAAGGAACUGUCGACUGGGUUUUCACUGGGCAAACUGAAAGGCAAAAAGGAAACAGCAUAAACAGUUAACACUGAACUAGUUUUUAAUAUCUGUUUAAAUGCUCUGUAAUUUAGCAAGACAGGUUAAGAUGACUGGGUAACAUUCGCUGCAGCAUUGUCCAUGUAACAGAAAAGUGCAUGUAGGAAAUACUGAUAAUAUUGGAGUAAUAAAACUGUAUGGGAGCCAUGCCCCAGGAUUCAAAUCCAGCCAGUGAUGACUUGAUUGCAUCAGAAUGGGAUCUUCCAGAAAAACAAUGCCUGGUCCUGUAUAAAGCUCAGCUACCUUGGUCAGUUCCUCUAAUGCCUCUGAAGACUUUGGUUCUGUUGCUGCAUUCCUUGCCAGUGCUGUCCUUCUGCUCUGGCUGUAGGAUGUCUCCUAAGAAUAAGGUGCAAGUGCAAAGCCUCCCAGCUGAGCAGAGAACUGAGAAUAAGAAUCCACAGAGUAACCCAUCCCCACCGGAGCAAACAUCCCUUCCAGGUGUCAUCUUGAAACCCACACUGGCCUCCUGGGAUGCAGCUGUCUGGACGCUGGGCCAGGAGCUGCAGCAAGCGGGGAGAGAGAAUCAGAGUCUUGGUGAGCAUCUUGAGGACUUGACAAAGAGAGUGUCCAUGAUGGAAUCCAGGCUGGCUGCUCUUGAGCGAACCCCACUCCCAGCUGUUGCUGGCCACCCCCCAGGCACUCUCCUGAUUCCCAAGGUAGAGGAGAUCCAGAUACCCCUGGCAGAGAUGGAUGAAAUGAGGGCAAUGGAUUGUGGGAGAACUGGAACCAAUUUGCCAGCUGGACACCCUGAGGCUGUGGAAUCAGGAGAGGUUCCAUCUACCCCUGAGGGACAGUCCCCGCCCCAUAACCCUCCUGCAGCAGCCAGCUUACCCAACAGCUCCCUCCUGCGCAUCUCCCCCGAGGAGGACAGGAGACUGUUUGAGGAGGCCAAGGGCAACAUUGCCAAGUAUGCCCUGGCAGUGUUCAGACACAUGAUGCCUCGGGAUUAUUACCAGCAGUGGCGGGGAAAGGCCAAUGUGUCCGGCACGCACCAGAAAGCUGCCCUGUCACCCAAUCUGGUAAAUGCAGCGUUCAAAGCGGCAAAGAGAUGGAAGCCAAAGCUGGCAGGCAAAGACUAUAGUAACAUCAAAAUCCAGAUCAACAACUUCAUGCGAUCCCGGAAGAGCAGAAGCCUGGUUGUGUCUACAGGACAGAUGUAACAGCUCCCCCCCAGUACCCGGGCUUUGGAUCCUUCCUAUAGAAGAGUUAAGAAAAUCCUGGGAAACCUAUCACCGCUGGGAAUCUCUCCAUGGCUCCAAGGGGAGCUGUGCCUGAGUUAUGACUGCAGGAUCAGGCACUCAGUGUUGUGCAGAUCUCAUGAGUUUGCUCUUUGGCAGGUCACAAUUUUAUCCCAAUUACAACAUGAAGGGGACAAGCAGUGCUGAGAAAAGAUAUUUACCACAUGUUGGUGAGACCUUCACUCUGCAUGGUGAUGAGCACAGUAUGGGUGCCUUAAAUAGAUUAGAUAGCUGAAGGGGUUUUUGCACAUUUAAUGGGGUGUAAGAAUGAUGUUUUAAAAAAAAUCUCCUAGUAUUGUUACUGAUGUGUGUAGAGAAAUGGAAUCAUAGUGUGGCAACAAGCACACAAGAAAUUAUCCUAAGAAGAACAAGCCCUAAAGACAUCAAAAUUAGUCAAACGAAUGUGUGCAGAGCAACUGCAGUUCAGCUCACUGUGUCACUGUCUUAUUCCUGCUGGUUUGCUGCUUUAUGAUAAAUGUCUUAUCGGGGCGCUGGAACAAUUUGUGUAGCGGGCUUGGUGCUGAGAGCCACUGAACUACACUGUAAACCCUGUAUAUAAUAGAAUCACCUUCAAGCCAGAGGUGGGGCAGCACCCCUAGUUCCAGUACCUAGUCAUCUUAUGGAAACUGUUCUUGUUUAAUAAAGUUCUGUCAAACUGCUCUCCAGCAUUCAGAAAUGCUUUAAGAUUUGUUACUUGGCAUCCCUCUAGCUCCAAGGAUCCUAACGUAUGUGUGUACAGGGUGUUUUUUUUUUUUUUUUUUAAACCAGUAUGUAAUUUUAAGAAAAGUAACGGCUCACUUGUUUGGAGGAAAAUAAUAUUUUGUCAUCGGUGCAUCACUGAAAUGAAUUCCCUUGAAUUGUAUGAAAGCUUGUCAUUGUGGUGCAUAGCUCUAAUAAAAUACCUUCUCCAAUUUUUGUGGGAAAAUUUUGGGAACCCCUGUUAAUCCUGAGAUGUUUAAUCCCCCCCCCAACCUCCAGCCCAGAGGAUGUCAAUAUCAUCCCCAUUUCACACUGCAAAAACCUUUCAAAUGAAUGAAAGCCCAGUGGAAAAAGUUCAGUAGCAGCCUGGAUAUUGCCACCAAAGCAAACAGCUGUGAAAAAAUUGUUGAUGAGGCUGCCCCAGCUGCUCCGAGAUUUGACAGUUAACACCCCAUUGAGAUGAAUUGGGCAGUUGACACCUCUGCUAGAAGUUGAUCUAAAGCCCUCUGAAGUUCAUAACAAG